This is a messenger RNA of Neodiprion fabricii, 1410 nucleotides long. Its product is annotated as G-protein coupled receptor Mth2-like. The coding region runs from base 1 to 1410 and encodes 469 amino acids. Lineage: Eukaryota; Metazoa; Arthropoda; Insecta; Hymenoptera; Diprionidae. The transcript is spliced from 5 exons. Gene Ontology annotation, molecular function: G protein-coupled receptor activity. The record is from RefSeq and is a predicted model, not a curated record.
AUGUUCACGACUCGGGGAUCCGCAGUCAUUUUUCUUCCGUUGAUUCUGUGUUCGAUCCGAAUCAGUGUUUACGGCCAUAGACAAGCGUUGCAGAGAUUUUUCACAUCUGACGAAACUAAAAAACUUCUAAACUCUUCUGACAGUGUGAAAUACUCGAAUAAUAUUUCUGUUCAAGAUGUGCCAUUGUCAUUGCGUGAGGAUAAGAUUAACAAAUUCACAGUCUCGAUCUGCUGCCCUUUGGGAACGGCUCGAUACCAAGAGAGUUGCAUAGAAGAUCCGACCAACAUCUCUUUGCCCAGAAUCAGAGACUUCGUCGAAGAUAACCAUAAUGAAACGAAUGAGUCAUGGCUGAAUUAUCGUACAAUCGAAAAAGAUCCAUGCAUCUUUACGUGGAUGAAGUCUUCGGUGCAAAAGAAUUAUCAUCUGCUGCGAAAUGGAUCGCUACGUACGGCAGACUUUGCCGAAGGAUCGCUCUGGGACUUGGAUCAUUAUUGUAUUUAUCGUGAGCCAGGAUGGACUGAAUAUUCGGUUAAAGUGUGUUACCCGUGGAUAGCUGAAAAUCCUUGGGACAUGUUGUUCUUGGUGCUUUCCACUAUCGUCAUGCUGAUAAUCCUCAUCGCUUACAGCAUCGUACCAGAGUUGCGGAAUCUUAAUGGAAAGAUAAUUCGCUGUUACAUCGCUACCUACAUUGUCACCUACAUCGGUUCGUUCGUGAUAUUCAGUACAACUGAAAAAGACAGAUACGCCGAUUUGUUUAACCUAUUUGUAACACUGACGCGUUACUGCGCGGGCUCUUGCGCGCUAUGGCUAAACAUGAUGAGUUACAACAUUUGGAAAACAUUCCGGAAGAUACGAUCGGUCAGUCAUGACACGCGGGAACGUGAAGCAAGAAGGUUUUUUUGUUACGCCGUUUACGCUUGGGUCACACCAGCCAUUGCCAUUGGGACUCUUACAAUCAUUCAAAGAUGUGUCCCAGCCUUUCGAAGCGACACAGCAAGGUAUGAAAUUGUAAAGUGGAGCUGCUCACUAGGUGUCACAGUUCUUUUCACCUGCAACGCCUACCGGUACACCUCAACUGCGCUCUCGAUCAGACGUCAAAAAAAAGACACCAAGCAACUGGUCGAUGGUCUGAAUAGACACCGAGAUAAUGCCGAGCAAUGGUUCAACCUGCAUCUGAAACUAUUUGUGAUAAUGGGAGGUCACAUAAUCGUUUGGGUGAUUUGGCUCUUCUGGCGCACACCAGCGAUGACUCAUAUAAUGUCGCUUUUGGAAUUCGUGCAGAGCAUUCUCUUAUUCUACAUAUUUCUAUGGAAAGAUAAUAUCAAGAGAUCAUUACGUGAGCAAUUGGGUACUGCGUAUUUAAGAAUAAGGCAUCGCUUCAAGACACCUGAGUUCCAAUCGCAAAUUUGA